AUGUUAGUUCUAUUCGCCGAAGCUUCUCCACCGCUAACCAAAGAUACGAUUGUCCUCGUGCUGCGGGUUUUAUGGACGAGAAGCAUGUUGGAGUUAAAAAGCCCAGAAAUGCCGCUGUAUGUGAUUGUGUUUAUGGCAUUUGAUAUUGGCACACCGGAACGAGCUGGAGAUGCGGAAGUGACUUUCCUUGAAGAACGUGAUGAGCUGUUUCUGAAAAGCUACGCUAGACACGCUUUGCUUUCACGUUACUAUAGAGCUCGAAGGAUGAUAGAGUCGUCAUUUGGAAUUCUUUGUAAGCGAUUCGUAAUCCUGCAGAGGGACUUACAAGUGGAACCAGAAAAGGCUUCUAAAAUAGUGGCUUCUCUCCUGGCCCGCAAACAAGACCUUUUGGAGCAAGUUCAACGCUUCGCUCCCCCAAGGAACAGUGCGUUGCCGGAUCGCUUCGCACCUCUUCAAAGGAUAGCUGGAGGCGGUGGCACGGAUUCAGCCAAAAUCGCAAGAGAUCGCCUCGUGCAAUAUUAUGAUAAUUUGUAAGG
Messenger RNA from Strongylus vulgaris, 536 nucleotides. Lineage: Eukaryota; Metazoa; Nematoda; Chromadorea; Rhabditida; Strongylidae. The record is from the annotation of a GenBank genome assembly.